Messenger RNA from Coccidioides immitis RS, 734 nucleotides. RefSeq lists its product as uncharacterized. The transcript is spliced from 2 exons. The coding region runs from base 225 to 494 and encodes 89 amino acids. NCBI's taxonomy places the organism in Eukaryota, Fungi, Ascomycota, Eurotiomycetes, Onygenales, Onygenaceae. The record is from RefSeq and is a predicted model, not a curated record.
UGCAUUCUCAGUCUUGUCCUUUUCGUUCUAUCCUACGCUUCUCCCGUGUUGUGUUUUACAGUCCCGCGCACGGCACAGCAGCCUACCUAAGAUGCCUGCUUGAUCUCUUAGCCUGCAACCCUUCACCCCAAUUAAAAGAUGCAGAAUUUACCGUCUGCAUUACUCCCUCCUAAACUUUAGUACAAGUUACCUUCUGCAACCUUGGGGUUCCAUUCCGUCUGCAAAUGGCCCGGAAUGCUUGUUUAAACUAUUUUGAAUGCGUUCGUGGGAAUCAACGCUCUGGGCGGAUAACCCCGAGUAUUGGGGCCUUGUCCCCGAAACUCCUUCUGGCCAUGAAACCCCGACGUUCUCUAGGAGUUUGGGUGUGGGUGCACAUCCCUGAGCAGCGUGGUGCUCAUCCCAAUCCCAAUCUCCCCGUUAUAUCCUCCAGACUUGUUCGGCUCGACUUGUCAGCGUAUCGCGGGGAGUAUCCCGGCGAGACUUACCGCACAUGACAGAUUCCCCGCAGGGUCUAGGAUCAUGCGCGAAGAACCCAUCCCAGCUGAUAUCUUCGUCGACGGAUGUGGUUAUAGCAAACCGGCAGGAUAUACUCGCCCAACACAGGCAAAGGGGUGGGUGGGAGGCCCUAAGUCAGAACCAAGAGAAAUCAAUGUGAGAUAACUCGAAACGGCCUGGCCUGUUCAAUUACCCAAGCUGGCCAAGAGGAAAGGCGCAAUCAAUGAGACCAUUAGUCA